UGGCGCACGCGCUUACUGAAUGAAAACUCAGCUAUUGUCCACAUAUUUGCAAACUUCAAAAUCUGUUCGUUCUCGUAGUAAGGCGAUAGAAAAUGAUUCCCUUGUAAGCAAUGUUAUGGAUUUGACUGAAGGAAAUGUUUCUUGCAAUGGUAAUGAUGAUGGUGGUAGUGAAUUCGAUAAUGGUUCAAGUUACAACGAAGGCGAAGCCCUCGAAGCAAAGCAAAGUAGCAAUGUCAACAGCAGCCCUUCGCAAUGGCCGCUGAGGCAUAACAUCGACAAUGAAAGCCUUGAGAAACAUAAUUCUUACUCGUGUAAUGGUUUUCGACAAGCAAAAAAACCUCGAUAUACUUAUACGGGGAGAAUUUCACGAAUUCCUUCGCGAUAUCUCGACACAGAUUCGGAUAGUGGCGACGGAAGUGUAAGGUCUGUAAAAGAUAGCCAGAAUAGAUUGAAAGUUAAACGAAGCCGACGGAGAAGAAAGCUGCCAAGCAGUAAUAGUAAAUUGCAUGUAAAUGGUUUUAAAGAACAUGGGGCUGCUAUGCUGCUUCCUGUUGUAGAAUUUCAGGUCGACAGGAUUACAAAUAAUUUCGGGGAGCAAGAAUGUCUUGCAAAUGUCGAAUACCCCGAUGUUUUUGAAGACACUUCUCCAAUUUCGAACGAUAACAUUUCACAUGUCGCCGAUGAAACCCCAGACAAGGACUCGUUGGACCAAAUUACUUCGCAAGGUAGUGAAGUAAUGUGUGAAAAGGCUUCUAAGCCCGAUGCUGUAAACGGAGAACCCACAUUGGUAGAUAACUUUUGCUCCAGACAGUCUAAACAGACAGCAGAGCAUUCUUUCACAAGCAAUGGUUGUUGCGUUGAUAUUUCGGGCAAGAACAAUGGCAGGCGACGCUUCGAAUCGCUAAUAAAGCCAGAAGAGGAAUCUACACCAGAAAUUAACGAACAUACACAUUUAAAUCGUUCCACGACACUUGUAAAUACAUCAUUUAAAGGUAAUUAUUUGCACGAAACUUCGAAUUGUGUUUCGUCAAUGAGACAGACAGUCGUCAGCCCAAAACAAAUUUCAAACGACUGUCAAAUGUCGUGUACAUUUCACAACGGCAAUGCGGGAUCAUUUAUCGAAAGACAAAACUGUAGAUAUUGUAAAGAAUGCACUUUAAAUUCACCAUCCGUAAAUAUUUCGGCUGAAAAUACUCAAAGUGGUACAGAAAGUAAGGAAUUUGAACUUAGUGGCAAAGUAGCUGGUGAUAUUGGAAGUAAAUCAUCGAAGAGAAAACGUAUUGUAAAACCUUGUGCGAAGCUGGACAAAACAUUUAUCUUAAAGGACAUGCUAAAAGACCCAGACUCUGCCAAAGCUGAUGGAUCACAGUGUUUGAAAGAUUUAAAAAUGAGAAAGGCUCUAGCUAAGAAACUGAAGCUUCGAAGAAACGAGAAAACUGUCAAGAACGAUGUUUUAAAAAGAAAUAGAAGAAAUGGGGCUAUAUGCAAAGUAAAGAAAACUUCUUGUGCUAAGGUGGAUGUUGAGGUCGAGGAAAAUCAGACUAACAAAAUGAACAAGAAGAUGGGUAAGCUGACCAAGGUAAAGGAUUCAGAAGCAUCAAAAUCUUCAGAGGAUCUUGAUAGAGUUUUGGGUAUGCGUCGAAGUCCUAAUGGUAUUUACGAGUUCCUUGUUCAGUGGCAGAAUGGAACGAGUUGUUGGGUAUCAUCAGAUGACGUUGUAAUGGAUAAACAUAAUUAUUAUUUGCGUGAGUAUCUUGUUGAAUGUGAGCAAGAUGUCUCUGUGGUCAAUCGGGUACCAUUUCAAGCAUAUUGUUGUGAUAGCCUGAGCUUGAAGGAAUGUACGUUUGCAUUCAGUUCACAGAAGGCUCUCCGGAAGAUGCUCUGUAGUGAAACUGAUGUAAAUACUGUUCGUAAGUCGCAGGUUGGACCAACAAAGCAAAAACAUGAUGUAUCUGUUAAAUAUGAGGAAAGCUUUUGUUAUAUUACACUCAAUCGAGAAACAUGCAAGCGUAAAGGUACUUGUCUAAAGAUAAUGUCGGAUCUAAUCACGGCUUUGGAAGAUGUGGCAACAAGCCAGUGUGAUGUGGUAGUUAUGCGAGGUUUGGGAAGUGGUGUGUUAUGUGGAAUGAAACUUGAUGAUAUGUCCAAGACAGGAGUAGAGAAAGACAAUGUAGUACUGGCCAAAACCAGGUAUUUUGUGCAAACAUUAACGAAUUACCCAAAGCUUCUCGUGGCGCUGAUCUCAAAAUCAGCUGAAGGUAUUGGUGCCGUGAUUCUCUCAUUAUUCGAUAUGAUCUGUGAUGAGGAAACCUGGGACCAAAAGCAGAUCCUAGAUCCCUGUGAAAACAGCACUAAAGGGGAGAAUAAUGUUUAUACACUACCAAGACUUGCAGGUCAUUCGUUACCGAGUGAAGAAAUACUCAUGGGUAGGAAUGUUGUUGUCUCUGAGCCCGGUGAAUCAAAAUCGUCUCUCGAACCCAUCCUAGCAAAUUCUUCUCUUGAACCAAGUCUUACUGUGACGAGUACAGUAAUGGAAAUCGAAGCAACUUUGCGUCGUUUCGGAAAGCAAACAUCGUUUCUCCAAGUCAACGAAGCGUUUCCAACUAUCAAAUCGGAUUUCGCUUUGUUUGCAAACAUGAAUCGUGAGAAUUCCUCUGUACCCGCGGGUGACAGUUGCUUAGGUAACACCGAGGAUGGGUCCUCUGUAGCUGUUCGUGAUGAUAGCUUAUCCAAUAAUACUAUUGACGUCAAUGCUGACCUGAAUAUAAGUGACCCAAAUCCUGUCACUGUCAAUUCUCACCCAGGCACCAACCUGGAUGAGGUGGACCGAGGGCCGCCAGACCCUGAAAUCUCAACGAACGCUAAUUGUAAUGAAAACAACGAUAGCGACCAACGUGUGCAGGCCGAUGCUGAUCAAACUACGAAACACAUGCAGAGAAAUAUUUUUACGAAUGCAAAUGAAGACUCUAGAAGUGACUAUGUUCCAGUUACUGUUGGCCAGAGUGAAGAUAACAACACUAAUAUUGAUAACAGUACAUUGAACAAUACUACAGGAACCGUCAGAGAUCAGGCUGCUCCUAGCGAGGGUGAAAUAGAACAUGAAGUCCAUAAAAUUUUGGAUAUUACAACUUUAGACAAAGGUAUUGCAGAAAGCACCAAAACUACGGAUGCAUCUGAUCUGACCGAAAGUGCACCAGUUGAUAUCAUUAAUGACCAUGAGGCAGCCAACAAACAAGAUAGUAUAGAAGAUAUUCAAUCACAACACGAUACCAGUAUGAAACCUAAGAAUAUUUCUAACCAAGCUCAUUUUUCGAGUUCAAUCACUGAGUGCAUAGGAAGCGACACAAGUUCCAUAAACAAUUUAGGGGACGGUGGGUUAAAUGUUGCGUCGUCUAUGGACAGUUGCGAGAUCACUUGUAGCGAGGUAAACAAUACCACGAGAAAUAUCUCCGAGGCAGGCAGCAAUGAGCACGAUUCCUCAACUGACAAGGACAGUUUUACAACGAACAUUCACAAUGCUGCGUUUGGAUAUGCAAAAACGGAGCACAACGGCACUGGUACUAUGGACAACUCACAAGUUGUCACUAUGGCUGAGCGUACGUCAAGCGAAUGCAUUCACCACGAUGACAUUAAGGAUAGAAUCGAUGUUACGUCAGAGAAGACAAUAACCUGCGGUGAAUUUAAUUCAAGUGAGCAGGUUGUUGGUGCAGAGAGCUCAGUACGAGAUAUAAGUGGAGAUUCGUGCGAUUCGACGCAGUCGAGACUAACUGAAAUUCAUACGAAUGAAAACAAUUCAUUAAGCAACAGGAAAUUAAGUCAUGAAUCUCACGACAUAGAACUGGCUAAGGUUGAAGAUUUAAAUAAUGGAGCAAGAGAACUUACUGCUGUGAACAGCAAAGUAACGAAUAAUACCCAACAUUUUACAACAAAUGAAGUUGAUACAGAUAUCACAAACUAUUCCAAUGCAUCAGACAGUUUCCAACUGGGAACCAUACCACACGCAAUUCCCGACGCAAUUCCCGCAAGUCCUGUCGAACACACUAACGCAUCGUCUACAACAUACUCGGCAACGGCGGCAGUUGACCGAUAUCUUAGAAAAUUAGAAGCUCAACUCGAGGAAGAAAGACGACAAGCGCAACGAUACAUUGAAGAGAUUUCAAGACUGUGUAAUAAUACGAUUUUAUACGAGAGUUAAUAAAUAAUAAGGGGGGUAUAAUGUUUAUAUUUGGCUGAUAGAUAUUCUAGGUUUACAACGCUUUUACUUGUGAGGGCUAAUACGUUUCCACAUCUGAACAGCUAUUCCGGCUUAGCAGGAUUGUCUGAUUGUGUGAUCAUGGUGUAUUACGCCGAAAUGGAAUUCUUUGGUAAACGGGAUAACUCUUCCAUGGGGAAAGAAUAAACUAUUUCACUAAUGAACACUUUUCCGUGGUAACACCAUUGUCUAAACGUUUUUCGAAGACGUAUACAUAGUAUAAAACUGACCAUGCAUUGUUUUUUCAAUACGUCCAAUUUCCUGUGGCAAGAUAGUGUCGCUAAUUUCAAAGGAAGUCUAUCAGUGGAAAAUUGCACUGGCUUGCCUAUGAGGCCAUGUGAAAGCGUUUUAUACCUACCAAAUAACUAUCGCAUUGUAUACUUGAAAUUUGUAUGUAAUCGUUUUGGAAUUUUUGUAAAUUGAUGUGUUCGUGUCACGCAUGUAGGCUGAAUUUAUUGAUGUAAAUACAUACUUUCAAUACAGUUUUCUAGCAAAGAUUGUAGAUAGUCUGCACGCGAGAUUUCUAAUUUAUUCGAAAGGUAUAGAAACCGAAUAUUAAUUACAAUUUUCAC
This is a messenger RNA of Dendronephthya gigantea, 4824 nucleotides long. RefSeq lists its product as uncharacterized. The transcript is spliced from 3 exons. The record is from RefSeq and is a predicted model, not a curated record. The coding region runs from base 20 to 4195 and encodes 1391 amino acids. Lineage: Eukaryota; Metazoa; Cnidaria; Anthozoa; Malacalcyonacea; Nephtheidae.